ACCAACUUAGCACAAACAAUACCGGACAACACAAGACUAGAAACACAGGGUAUAUAUACAAGGGACUAACAAAGGAACUAAACAAGGUGAUGGGAUGAUUAACAAAACACAGGUGGAUCAAAUGAACUAAUCAACAGAACGGGGAAACUAGGUCACAGGGGCGGACAGAAACAUGAGGCUCUGUAACAUCAUAUGGCAAGCAUCAAUUAUAGUCAAAGUGUUCUCAUUGUCACCAUAUAUAAUUUAGGCAACAUCCUCACUUUCCAGUCAUGCAUGCAGACUCUCAUCUCUUAAAUACCCCAAAACUCUUGCUAAAAAUUACAGUAAUCAGAAAUUGUGCUGCUUCAUAAAAAUUUAUUAAUAUUUUAUUUUAUAAAUAAAACAGGUCAAAAUAAAUGUAAUAAUAAUAAAUAAUAAUAAUAUAAAAACAGUCCUGGAAAAGCCGCCAUGAUUUAAGUUGUAAAAUAAUAGCUUUGUAAAAUUUUCCAAAAAAAGUGAUUAAAAAAUUGGCAAGUCUUAGAGAUCUAACCACAGAUAGUGUAUCAGUUGUACUAAGCUCUCAACUGAUUUCUCACCUCUCAGAAUUUACAAUAAAUAUUAGACAUGGAUUACAUCACACAUGGGCAGAUUAGUCUACUACCAUCAAGAACACAAAUAUAACACCUAUCUUUUCCAUUUCAGUGCAAAGUGAGACCCACAGGAAGCUGUGAAAGAGGAAGUAUGAGCAGGGGCUAAACCAGACCACUUUAUGUUAAAUACCAUCAUCAACACUGAGGAGAACUUCAGCACUAUAGAGAAACCCUCUCAGAACAGCAUCAUGUUCGUCAUUGUGCUUUUGCUAGUCACGCUGCUACCAUAUCCAACCCUUCCAUCAUCUGUGAAUGUGGGUAUAGUGAACGGCGCAGAAGCCAGGCCUCAUUCAAGACCCUACAUGGUUUCUAUACAAAGAAAUAAUGAACACAUAUGCGGUGGCUUCCUUGUGUCUGAACAGUUUGUCAUGACGGCUGCACACUGCUUUACAGAAGGAGAGAAGCUGACAGUUGUGGUUGGAGCUCAUGAUCACAAUCGUGGUUCUAACCGCAUGGAUGUCAAUUUCUACCACAUCCACCCUGGGUAUGAGUCUGAAAGUCUGCUAAAUGACAUCAUGCUACUUCAGCUACAUGUAAAGGUCAAAAAGAGCAAAAAAGUCAACUGGAUCUCCAUACCAAAGAAAGAUAAGGACAUCAAGGCCAAUGCCAAAUGCAGUGUUGCAGGAUGGGGAAGAAAAACCACCAAUGGUACAGCGAGUGCUAAACUUAUGGAGGUGGAUGUCACAAUCAUUGAUAAAAAAGCAUGUCAGAAGUACUGGGGGAAAACAUUCUCCACCUCAAGGAUGGUGUGUGCAGGUGGUCGUGGAGGAUUCUGUCAGGGUGAUUCUGGAGGACCUUUGGUGUGCAACAAAGUUGCAGUUGGUGUCGUUUCAUUCAAUCAGCCAAACAACUGUGACUCCCCUACACUACCCAAUGUCUACACCAGGAUUUCCACAUUUCUGCCUUGGAUAAAAUGUAUUUUUGGAGGUGUGAAGCAAGAGCUUGAUUAAUAAACAUUUUAUUUCCUUAAACACUCUUUGAUUGCAUGUGUGGAUUUUUGGAGAUAAUUUUAAUUUGACAUUGUGAUCGGUUUAUCAGAUGUGACAAACAUCAAACACUUUUUUCAGUGUAAAGAUGGUUUCGAAACUUCUCAGAAGCUUGGUUUCCUGUGGGGGGCGAUUUCAUCACAUGUGGUCAGACACUCUGUGAGAAACAUUCUAGUUUACAAAAACAUC
Molecule: messenger RNA, 1804 nt
Organism: Megalobrama amblycephala (Wuchang bream)
Lineage: Eukaryota; Metazoa; Chordata; Actinopteri; Cypriniformes; Xenocyprididae
Product: granzyme-like protein 1
Exons: 5
Coding region: 749-1579 (276 amino acids)
Biological process (GO): proteolysis
Molecular function (GO): serine-type endopeptidase activity
Source: RefSeq, a predicted model, not a curated record